Messenger RNA from Encephalitozoon hellem ATCC 50504, 819 nucleotides. RefSeq names its product t-SNARE complex subunit. The transcript has a single exon. Lineage: Eukaryota; Fungi; Microsporidia; Unikaryonidae. Bases 1 to 819 code for a protein of 272 amino acids. Gene Ontology annotation, cellular component: membrane. The record is from RefSeq and is a predicted model, not a curated record. Gene Ontology annotation, biological process: vesicle-mediated transport.
AUGCAGGACUUUUUAAAGGACUCGAAAAGAAUUCUUAACGAUAUAGAAACAUUGAACUCGUAUACAAACAGCAUCGAUUACCUAAGCUCCCAGAAAAAUAGCUCUGUCCUUAGCAAGGAGGAGGAGAAGGGGCUCAAUAACCAGAUAGACGUGCUGAACGAACGGUUUCGGGUACUUUCAAGGAACAUCAAGGAAAGAAUAGACAACUUCUCUUCUGAAACAGCGGAGCUUGAGAGAGGCAGCAAGAAGGACAAGUUUUACCACGAAACAAGGAAGAUCCAUCUUCAUGCCCAAUCAAAAAAACUUACGGAGGCCAUAAACAGAUACAGAGAGUCCCAGAUAAAGCACCGCGAGGACGAAGUAGACAAGUUCCGGCUCCAAUACAUCAUUGCAAAGCCUGAUGCAACAGAGAAAGAAAUAGAGGACUUCAUUGGAGACGAUGACGGGACAAAGGUGGCCUCUGCAUAUGCGCUGGGAGCACAUUCCGCACAGGGGAUUCUCGAAGAGGCAGAGAACAGAAAGAAAAACAUCAAGAAGAUAGAGGAGAUGGUCCAAGAAAUUGUAGACCUGCUGAAUCUGAUUAGCCAGGAAGUUUCAAAGAGAACGGAGGUUGUUGAGACUAUAAAUGAUGACCUUAUCAUGGGAGAAGAAAACACUGCCGCUGCAAAUGCGGAUCUUGAGUCAGCCUUGGCAUAUCAAAUAAGGGCAACCAGGAUUAAGAGGCUGUUUGUAUACGGAAUCCUUAUUAUUGGACUCAUAUUCCUGAUAUACUUUGCAUUUAAGACCAACUUCUUUGGGGCAUUUGAUAGAGUCUGGUAA